AUGACACCAGUGUUAUUGGCGGCAGAGCACGGAUACCGAGAUAUAACUGAACUGCUGGAGAGUAAAGGAGCUGAUCUGUCAGUAGUGGAUGAUAGCGGUGAGAACAUUCUACAUAAGCUCAGUGUGAGUGGACAAGUGGAUUUAGUGAAUCAUGUCUUGACACAGAAGAGCGUUGAGCCGAACAUCAAUAGAAAAUCUACGAGAGGCAGGACACCAGUGAUGACUGCAGCACGUUGUGGUAACAAGAAAGUGUUUGAUGUACUUGUGAAGAACGGUGCUGAUCUGACGCUUGUAGAUGCCGAGGGCAACUCCAUCCUCCAUUUGGCCUGUGAAGGCGCCGUGGACAUUGUGAAGUACCUCCUGUCCAAUAACAUUGUAAACAUCAACGCUAGAGGACAUUUGAACAGGACACCAGUCCUGAUCGCAGCAGUACGUGGAAACAGAGGAACGUUUGAGCUACUUAUGAAGCAGGGAGCCGAUAUGCUUCUUGUAGAUGAUGAUGGCAACAAUAUCCUUCAUUUGGCUGUUAGGGGAGAACAUGUUGAUCUUGUUAAACAUAUCCUUGAAAAUAGGAUAGUAGAUAUUACCGCACAAAAUAAUCAUGGAUUGAAUGCAAUGGAGAUAGCAAAGGAAAACAGUCCUAAAUCCGUGUAUACUUUUCUGUUGUCUCAAGGUUUUGGCUUGAAGUAA
Molecule: messenger RNA, 690 nt
Organism: Haliotis rubra (blacklip abalone)
Lineage: Eukaryota; Metazoa; Mollusca; Gastropoda; Lepetellida; Haliotidae
Product: putative ankyrin repeat protein RF_0381
Exons: 1
Coding region: 1-690 (229 amino acids)
Molecular function (GO): protein binding
Source: RefSeq, a predicted model, not a curated record